Molecule: messenger RNA, 2190 nt
Organism: Botrytis sinoallii
Lineage: Eukaryota; Fungi; Ascomycota; Leotiomycetes; Helotiales; Sclerotiniaceae
Exons: 4
Coding region: 1-2190 (729 amino acids)
Biological process (GO): DNA-templated transcription
Molecular function (GO): zinc ion binding; DNA binding
Source: RefSeq, a predicted model, not a curated record
AUGCAGGAACGGUUGAAACACGCAAAGUAUGUGGCUGUUUUGGAAGAGCAGAACUCGACACUUCGUGCACAGGUAGCUCAGCUGCAAGCGGGCCAAGCUUCAUGUUUGUUGUCGUCCGAAAAUCCUUCCAGUGCUUUGUCGUUGGCGAACACGACGAAAGCUCCAAGCUUGCCUUCUCAUCAAGACAAUGUUUCAGUCGGGGAGCAAAGAAAUACGACUCGUACAGAGCUCCCGUUGUCUUCUUCGGCUAUUAAUGAUAUUGCCACACUAGUGUGGAGACUUGACCUUGGGGAUAAAGGAGAGCCUAUGUUCAGUGGACCAUCUGGUAAUUUCUGCAUUCCUUCCUCGGCUGAUGCAGUUGUAGCCCGAUCUGAAGCGCGUAAAAGGUCACAGGUAUUCAACAACAUGAUGCCCAUCCACGACGCCUGUUACAAUCUGAGCUUGAAAACAAAUCUCAUGAAUCUGUUUUUAACUCAGCUCAAUCCUGUACAUCAAUUCAUUCCCCCUUCUUAUAAACUCUAUCCCGAACUCUACCCUUUUGAUGAGCCGGCGCUGGAUCUUUUGUACGGGUCUGUUUUUGCGGCGGGAGCUCUUUUUUCGACGGUUCAGGAAGAGAGGAAUGCUGGGAAGGAGUUUGAAGAAUGCAUGGAUUUGAAUUCGGUUAAGGCUUGUCGUGAACAACCGUCUCUACCGGUGGUUCAAGCGCUAAGUAUCAUUGCAUGGAGGGAAUUGAGUCAGGAGCAUAAUAGCUGUGCCUCUCUAUAUAUCUGUAAGAUUUCUUCUCCAAGUCUGUAUAAUCUUGCUGAAUUGUGUUCGUUAGCUAUGGCCGGUGGUCUUGCUAUGGGUCUUGGUCUCCAUGCUAUUGGUCUAGGUGCUCUUUCCAAGUCUGACACUUCCAAAAGACUUUUAGAACAAGAACAGGAGAAUCGACUCAGAACAUUUUGGUCAUUGUUCUUUAUCGAUCGAAUAGCUGCCACUAUGCUUGGCAUCAGUUGUGUAGUUCCAUGGCGUCGUGUGCAAGUACCAACUCUACACUCUCUAUUGGGCGCAGACGCCUCACAUGAUGAGCUUGCCUUCAGCUAUAAUUGUGGACUUUGGCAAUUGCACGAUCAAUUCAUGGACCAAAUAUACUCCUUUGAAUUCAAAGCCUUGGAGCUUUCCCAAAGAAGUCGCCUGCUACUCUUGGCACGAGCAGAACUUCUAGCAUUCAAACAAGCUAUGCCAUCCUGGCUGCUAGUUCCCACCUCCACAGCCGCAUCUAUACCACCACGUUCCGCUCUCUUCCUCCAAAUGUCUUACCAAAUGUCUCUUCUCAUGAUUCAUCGCCCUUAUCUCGGCGAUCCACCGGCGAGUGACUCAUUUUCACUUGCCUUCGCGACAAUAUCAUCUGCUGCAAUUCGCAUGACACAAUAUAUCCACUUAUUCCGUAAACACUAUCUAGCAGAACCCACAUGCAAACUACAAUCUUCGGACAAUGUUAAGCAGGGUAAACCUACAUCGGCACUUCCAUUCAUUGUCCAUCAUAUCCUCACAGCAUCCAUCAUGCAUCUUCUCUUCAGUACCUCACGCACACCAACUCAAAUAUCCCUCGCGCGCCGCAGACUCCAGAUUUGCAUGGAGACUCUGACGGCUCUACAGGAUGAGUGGCCGGUGGCUAGCAAAGCGCUUACGCAGAUCCAAGAGCUGGCUGUACAGUGGAAUGUCGUUGAUGCAUUGCCGCUAAAGUGGAUUUUCGUUGGCGAAGUAUCCGAGCCAAACCUAAUACCGACGCUGGCAAACUCGAUCUAUGUGCAACAAGCUAAUACAAGCAAUUCGAUGGAAAGGAAUUCAAAUACGACUCUAAACUCUACAGUCAACCUCCCAGAAAGAUUUGAUACCAAUAUAAUCCCGACUCCAGAAGUUUUCGCGGAGAAUCGCAACGGUAUCUGUGAUUCUCACACCUUUUUUCAACACACCACUGACCCAGCCCAAGAAUUGGAUCCAGAUCUCUAUACUGCCGCUUUCUCGACAGAAGAAGGAGAUGAAUCGUGGAUGGGCCAACUUGAUUUCAUGCUAAACGACGAUGCCAACUCAAGUUCCUUGUGGAGAGAUUCCUCUCAGUUUCCUAGUAUUCUUAGUCCUACUCGUGAUUUUGAUCUUGGAGGGGGUGCUUUAGAUGUUCCGGAUUUGGGGACAGAUCAUCCGGCUUAG